Yamadazyma jaroonii is the source of this 270-nucleotide messenger RNA. The record is from the annotation of a GenBank genome assembly. NCBI's taxonomy places the organism in Eukaryota, Fungi, Ascomycota, Pichiomycetes, Serinales, Debaryomycetaceae.
AUGGAAGAAGAAAUCAAGUAUGAAAUCUUGAGAAUCAAGUUACGUAGAAUUCAAGAAUUGAAUAUCAAAGCCAAAAAGAGUUUGUUAAAAGAACGAAUUCCUACCAGUCAAUCAUCAUUGUCAAUUAUCAAUUAUUGUUUAGAGAAUAUCGAUUAUUUAAUUCCAGUUUUGUGGAAAAAUCCACAAAUGAAUAAUUACCAAAAGUAUCAGGUCUAUAAGAAUACUAGGAAAUUAAAGAUGAAAGAUCCUGGUUGUUGUACAAUUGUUUAA